AUGCACGUUUCUAUCAUAUUGAUAUGGCUGUGCUUGUGUGGCUCUAUUAAAGGGGCUUAUGAAGAUGCACGUUGCAAAUGUAUUGGCUUCGAUCGUGCCAGCGAUCCGAACGGUACCGUGCCCACAAAGAAAAUCUACGUGAAAGCAGUACCGGCAGAUAAAUGUACUUGCAAAAAUAUACUGGGCAGUGAGGAUGCUUUGUUUCCCAAUUGUGAGUGCACAUAUCAAGUGAGAAACACAACGACAAUCAAAGUUGUCGUUUGUCUGAUUCUGGUGGUCAUUUCCACCCUUACCUUGUAUAUGAUCUUUUUGCUGCUGUUGGAACCGUUGUUGUCUGCCCGACGAGCUGGUCGCGGCCAUAUACUUGCUUCCGGAUCCACUGACAGUGGUAUGAGCUCUGAGUUCGGUUCCAGUGGUCGUGGCCCUGUCGCCGGUAUUGUCAGUUCCAGUUUAGGACGUUUCACUCGAGCCCGUAUUCCAGAUUUGAAUUUGAAACGUUCUUGGACUCACUCCAACGCACCCGGAAUUGGUCUCCCGAAGGCAACUGGAAUGGCGGUGAUUUGGGGCCGAUCACGGCUUAAUGCUGAGCAGCUUCUGGAUACCGGGAAAACCUCCGGUUGGUUCUUCGCCUAUCUUGCUAUCUUUUUGUAUACGUUUUUAUUGAGAACCGUCCCGGUUGAAAGCAGAUUACGACAAAGAGUAAUGAAACCAGAUACGUUGGUUUCCACGGAUUGUCAUUCAACCGUUCCACCCACCGUGAACGUACAUAAUGUGGUUACUCGUGUCAAAGAUCAACAACAACGCUGGAAGGGCAAUGUUGAAGCACAACGUGCUCGGGUAUUUAGCGAGCGCAGUCUUCUCAACUAA
Echinostoma caproni is the source of this 867-nucleotide messenger RNA. The record is from the annotation of a GenBank genome assembly. NCBI's taxonomy places the organism in Eukaryota, Metazoa, Platyhelminthes, Trematoda, Plagiorchiida, Echinostomatidae.